Aspergillus novofumigatus IBT 16806 is the source of this 1371-nucleotide messenger RNA. RefSeq names its product glycoside hydrolase family 1 protein. The coding region runs from base 1 to 1371 and encodes 456 amino acids. The record is from RefSeq and is a predicted model, not a curated record. Gene Ontology annotation, biological process: carbohydrate metabolic process. Lineage: Eukaryota; Fungi; Ascomycota; Eurotiomycetes; Eurotiales; Aspergillaceae. The transcript is spliced from 4 exons. Gene Ontology annotation, molecular function: beta-glucosidase activity.
AUGACCGACAAAAUGAACGUCAACAUGUUCAAAGCGGAGGAUCCCAACUCUCAACCUUUCAAAUGGGGAACAGCAACAGCAGCCUACCAAAUCGAAGGCGCUCCCUCAGUAGAAGGAAAAGGCCUGUCAAUCUGGGACACCUUCACCCAUCUCGUCCCGUCCCGGACAAAUGGUGAGAACGGUGACAUAGCCUGCGACCACUAUAACCGCAUGCUCGAGGAUGUCAACCUCAUGUGCUCCUACGGCGUCGAUGUAUAUCGAUUCUCCAUCGCCUGGACACGAAUUAUACCCCUCGGUGGACGGGACGAUCCCAUUGACGAGGCAGGCAUAGCCUUCUAUAACCGGCUCAUCGACGCUCUUUUAGCACGCAACAUCGAACCGGUGGUAACGCUCUAUCACUGGGAUGCUCCACAGAGUCUCAGCGACCGAUACGGCGCCUUCCUAAACACAGCCGAAUUCGUAUCUGAUUUCGCACACUUUGCGCGCCUCUGUUUCGCCCGGUUCGGGGAUAGAGUGAAGAAAUGGAUUACAUUUAAUGAGCCUUAUAUCAUUGCGAUCUUUGGACAUCACAGCGGUGUUCUUGCGCCGGGCCGGAGCACUGCCACUGGUGGUGAUUCCCGUACGGAGCCGUGGAGGGUCGGACAUAGCUUGAUCCUCGCUCAUGCCGCUGCCGUACAGAUCUACUCUGGGGAGUUCCAGUCGCAGGGUGGGAGCAUCUCCAUUGUGCUGAAUGGGCAUUAUUACGAGCCCUGGGACGCGUCUAGCCAGAGUGAUCAGGAGGCUGCGCAACGCCGUCUCGAGUUUUACAUUGGGUGGUUUGGCGACCCCAUCUUCCUAGGUCGGGAUUAUCCACCGGCCAUGCGAAAGCAAUUGGGCGAUCGAUUGCCCUCUCCCCGAACCCCGGCGGACGACGACUGCACGGGAAACGUGGAAGAACUCGCCACAAACUCCCAAGGACGAGCUAUUGGCCCCGUCUCGGGGAUGUCCUGGCUGCGGGUUGCGCCUGAGGGGUUCAGAAAACUCUUGAACUGGGUCUGGAAUCGGUAUAAGCUGCCUAUCAUUGUUACGGAGAAUGGGUGUCCCUGUCCGGGGGAGAGCCAAAUGUCCUUGGAGGAGGCAGUGAAUGAUGAGUUCCGGAUCACAUAUUUUGGAUUGUAUCUUGAUGCGAUUUCGCGAGCCAUCUAUGAGGAUGGGGUCCCGGUUGAGGGGUACUAUGCGUGGAGUUUGAUGGAUAAUUUUGAAUGGUCUGCCGGCUAUGGCCCUCGCUAUGGCAUCACCCACGUGGAUUAUAAGACCUUGGUGCGAACUCCCAAGCGCUCUGCAUUGUAUCUGAAUGAAACGUUCCGGGAACGUAGAAAACACUCGCGAUAG